Messenger RNA from Temnothorax curvispinosus, 2722 nucleotides. RefSeq names its product collagen type IV alpha-3-binding protein-like. Lineage: Eukaryota; Metazoa; Arthropoda; Insecta; Hymenoptera; Formicidae. Gene Ontology annotation, biological process: ER to Golgi ceramide transport. The transcript has 9 exons. Bases 332 to 2110 code for a protein of 592 amino acids. Gene Ontology annotation, molecular function: phosphatidylinositol-4-phosphate binding. Gene Ontology annotation, cellular component: Golgi apparatus. The record is from RefSeq and is a predicted model, not a curated record.
CAUUCAGCACAAUUCGGCAUUACUGCUUGAGCUUGAGGGCUAUAUUUAUAGGAUAUAGGAAGAAGAUUACUCUCCGCGGCGCAAGGCACGUUAUGUACGACAGUUGUCAGAGGCGAUGUUUUGAGGCGUUCUAUCACGCCGUGACAACCCGCUGACCCCCGUCUCGCAAGUCCUCGCCCCGGACCGGAGUCGUUUGUCACGCGAACCGAAUCGGCCCCCACCGAGCUCGCGCAGCCCCCUCGGAAUCGCCUUCCAGGCGAUGUCAGGAAGCGCUCCCCCAGCCGAGUGCUAAGUCCGUGAGAGAUAUCGCGAUCGAAGAACCCGUUAAAGAAUGGCCGAUGAAGUGGUGGAGACACCACGGGGCCUCGGUAACGAGGACGCCGAGUGCAUCGUUGACGCCGAGAUCGACGGCGGCGACGACGACGACUCCGACGGGGUCAUAGUUCCGGAACUUCAGGGUACACUAUCCAAAUGGACAAAUUACAUACAUGGCUGGCAAACUAGAUUUAUUGUACUCAAAGAUGGUACUUUGUCUUAUUACAAAUCCGAGCAGGACAGCGGGUACGGGUGUCGUGGCUCGAUUAGUCUGUACAAAGCUAAUAUCAAGGCACACCAGUUUGACGAAUGUAGAUUCGACGUGUCCGUGAACGAUUGCUUGGUUUGGUAUUUAAGGGCAAACAGUCCGGAGGAGAAACAGCGAUGGGUGGACGUCUUGAAGUCUUACAAGUCGGAAUCCGGCUAUGGGAGCGAGAAUAGUCUAAAACGACACGGCAGUGCCAUUUCGCUCGUGUCGAAUACGCAGUCGACAACGAGCGCCGGUAGUCUUACUAAGCGCGGCAUUAGAGGGCUGAAGGAAAAGUUGGCCGAAAUUGAAACCUUCAGGGACAUUCUGAUCAAGCAGAUCGAUACUCUGCAGAAGUAUUUUGAUAACUGUGCGGAAAAUGCCAAGAAUACUUCCAAAGAAGAAAAGAAAAUUGAGACAAUGUUCAAUCCGGCUGAACAAUCGGUGGACUUCAAAGGGGAAGCUAUAACAUUUAAAGCCACCAGCGAAGGGGUGUUGGCAACCUUGCAACACUGUGUCGAAUUGAUGGUGCAGCGGGAGGAUGCAUGGCGCCGUAGAUGGGAGAAAGAAGUUGAGAAGAAACGGAAGUUGCAAGAACUUUAUAAAGUUCUGAAAGAUCAAGUUGCCAUGCAUCACAACGGCUCUCCGAGACCUAGGGUCGUUAUACACGGAGGUCCUGAUUACGAGGAAGGUCCGCACAGCGCUCUUUGCGAUGAAGAAUUUUACGAUGCCGUCGAGACGGGUCUGGACAAAAUCGAGGAGGAGAAUCAAUUAAGGGAUCGUUUAAAACAGAAAUCUGUUUCAAUUUUGACGUCCCCCACCACAACAGCGUCUACGCACAGGUUAUGGCCAGAGAUAGAGAAAAUUACGAUGGAGCAGCUGCAUUACGCUCGGCUCGGCGUAGGCGGAGCGGGUGGCUGGCAAUUAUUUGCCGAAGACGGUGAUAUGCGAAUGUACCGGCGGGAGGAGGAGGCCGACGGACUGGUCGUAGAUCCUCUCAAAGCGUGUCAUGUCGUCAAAGGGGUGACUGGUCACGAGGUCUGCAAGAUAUUCUUCAGUCCCGAAUACAGGAGUGGUUGGGAAGCCACCUUGGAGGACAUGGCGAUCGUCGAGAACAUUUCCAAGGACACACUGUUAUUUUUGCAAACGCACAAACGUAUCUGGCCGGCGAGCCAGCGCGACGCGUUGUUUUGGUCGCACAUCCGCCGGGUGUCCGAUGAUCAGGAUCGCGACGCACACGAUCUGUGGAUAGUCUGCAAUCACAGUACUGAACAUCCCGAUCAUCCGCCAAAUGGGGGUAAAUGCGUGAGAGUUUAUCUGACGGUUUGUCUCGUAUGCCAAACAUUUAUCGAUCCCCCGAAAGACGAAGAGGAAAUAAAGAGGGAGAACAUUACGUGUAAAAUAACGUACUGUUCAGUUGUAAAUCCGGGUGGAUGGGCCCCGGCAGCCGUUUUACGGGCCGUUUACAAGAGGGAGUAUCCAAAGUUCCUUAAGCGUUUCACGAACUUUUGUAUCGAUCAAUGCAAGAACAAGCCGAUCACAUUCUGAAUGUGACCGAUAAGAAGAAAGAAAAAGAAAAGAACUUCAAUGUUUUCCAUCCAAUUCCUUAUUCACUAUCUCGAAGUGUCUUCACGUGAUUACUGUAAAAACAAGUUUGUAUUGUUACAUACUGUAGGAAUUGUAGAACGGCCAUUACAACGUAAGUGAUACCGUUUUGUAUAUUACCUUUUCUUUUUUUAUUUGCUUAAGAUAAUCGACUUAUAUAGCUUGCGAAUGCAGAAGGGGGGGGGAGACGAACCGUUAUGUUAAAAGCCAUUUAUGAUAUAAGUGAGUGUAUAGCAAUUAUAUACACUUGAAAAAAAAAAACGACUUCGAUGAAGCACGCGUGGCUACAGCACCGUUUACAGACUAUUUUUUUUUUCUCUUCAAAUAACAGCCUGUUAUAUUUGUCAUACAGAACGUUGUCGCAAAAUCCAAUUGUACAAAUCUUUAACGAAAAUUGGAUACAUUUAUCUCUUGUUACACAUUACAAUCUAAUUAAACGCUGAAUUGUAUAAUACCAGAUUGUACUGUUAUUUUUAUUCGGACAUAAAAACGUGUACAUUGCUAUGCGAUAUAAAGGUCACAUGGAAAAACGUAAUAAAGACUGUUGUAGAUUUA